This is a messenger RNA of Tarenaya hassleriana, 1973 nucleotides long. RefSeq names its product putative pentatricopeptide repeat-containing protein At5g52630. NCBI's taxonomy places the organism in Eukaryota, Viridiplantae, Streptophyta, Magnoliopsida, Brassicales, Cleomaceae. The transcript has a single exon. Gene Ontology annotation, biological process: RNA modification. Bases 14 to 1834 code for a protein of 606 amino acids. The record is from RefSeq and is a predicted model, not a curated record. Gene Ontology annotation, molecular function: RNA binding; protein binding; zinc ion binding.
UCGAGCGGGUCCGAUGCUCCAUCAACUCGUUGAAAGGGAUGAUGCUUGGACGGUUUUGAGAUGUAGUCAAAACCUCGGCAAUCGAGCUCUGUUGUCUCCAUGCAACGACUACAAGCAAAUCUCCGAUCUUCUUCUGUCCGCGACUCGGUCCAGAUCCGUACGUAAAGGUCUUCAGCUUCACGCCCAUGUCGUCAAGUCUAGCCUCUCUUUCUUCCCUCUCGUCGCUCACAAUCUCAUCAAUUUCUACUCUAAAUCACAGCUCCCGCUCGAUGCUCGCCGGGUUUUCGACGAAAGUCCGGUCAAGAGCUCGACGACUUGGAGCUCCAUCAUCUCUUGUUUUGCCCAGAACGAGCUUCCAUGUCUUGCCCUCGAGUUCUUCAGGACAAUGUUGAUGGGAAAUGUUCGCCCGGAUGAUCAUAUUUUCCCUUCGGCGACGAAGUCGUGUGGGAUUCUGAGCCGAUGUGAUAUCGGUCGAUCGAUUCAUUGUCUGGCGCUGAAGACAGGAUAUGAUAGCGAUGUGUUUGUCGGAAGUUCGGUGGUGGAUAUGUACGCAAAGUGCGGGGGGAUUUCCGAUGCAAGGAAAGUGUUCGACGAAAUGCCUGAGAAAAAUGUGGUGUCUUGGAGCGGGAUGAUAUGUGGGUAUGCUCAAAUCAAUGAAGACGAGGAAGCUCUGAAGUUGUUCAAACAAGCACUGUACGAGGAUUUAGAUGUCAAUGAUUUCACGUUUUCGAGUGUCAUCCGUGUUUGCGGCAACUCAACUCUGCUCGAGUUAGGGAGGCAGAUCCACGGACUGUGCGUUAAGACCAGUUAUGACUCGUCUAGUUUUGUCGGCAGUGCAUUGGUUUCUCUGUAUUCCAAAUGCGGCAUUGUCGAAGGAGCUUAUCGAGCUUUUGACGAGACGCCCACGAAAAAUCUCGGGAUAUGGAACGCAAUGCUGAUCGCUUGUGCCCAACACACGCAUACCCGAAAUGCGAUCGGAUUGUUCAAACGGAUGGAACUUGCGGGAAUGAAGCCCAAUUUCAUCACGUUUCUAUGCGUGCUCUACGCUUGUAGCCAUGCUGGGCUUGUGGAAGAAGGAAGAUACUACUUCGAUCUGAUGAAAAUCCAUGGAAUCGAGCCGCUUGCUCAGCAUUACGCUUCGCUGGUGGAUUUGCUGGGUCGAGCUGGUAAGCUAGAAGAAGCGCUGGACAUUAUCAACAAAAUGCCGAUUGAGCCCACAGAAUCGAUCUGGGGAGCGUUCUUGACGGGUUGUAGAAUCCACAAGAACACAAAGCUUGCAGCUUUUGCAGCCGACAAGAUUUUCGGGUUAGGACCGGUCAGCUCGGGAAUGUAUGUUCUGUUAUCCAACGCAUACGCGGCAGCAGACAGAUACGAGGAUGCGGCCAGAGUAAGGAAAAUGCUUCGAGACAAUGGGGUGAAGAAGGAGACAGGGCUAAGCUGGGUGGAAGAAGGGAACAUGGUUCAUACAUUUGCAGCCGGAGAUCGACGCCAUGCCAGAAGCAGAGAAAUCUACGAGAAGUUGGCGGAAUUAGGGCAAGAAAUGGAGGAAGCAGGUUAUGUUGCAGACACGAGUUUCGUGCUGAAGGAAGUGGAUGGGGAAGAGAAGAAGCAGACGAUUAGGUACCACAGCGAGAGGUUAGCGAUUGCGUUUGGGAUAAUCGCGUUUCCGAAAGAUAGGCCGAUCAGGGUGAUGAAGAAUCUCCGCGUUUGCGGUGAUUGCCAUAACGCGAUUAAGUUCAUGUCCAAGUGUACGGGAAGAGUUAUCAUCGUGAGAGACAACAAUCGGUUUCAUCGGUUUGAAGAUGGGAAAUGCUCCUGCAACGACUACUGGUGACAAAAGACAUUUAAUUUUAUUAUCUGCCUUUUUUUUGUUCAUCUUGUAUUCAUUAAUUUCUAUAUUUAUUCUGCUGUUGUUAUCAUAUAAGUAAUGAUUUUAAUUUUAAUAUCAUAAAUAAUAAAUUCAGUUCAGGGAA